Molecule: messenger RNA, 821 nt
Organism: Rosa rugosa (rugosa rose)
Lineage: Eukaryota; Viridiplantae; Streptophyta; Magnoliopsida; Rosales; Rosaceae
Product: cytochrome c-type biogenesis CcmH-like mitochondrial protein
Exons: 3
Source: RefSeq, a predicted model, not a curated record
UGGAAAAGCGAAGAGGACCCUGUGAAGAAGACUCAAGUAGUGGAUGCCCGGGCUAGAAAUAUCAGUCAUAAUGUUAGGUGCACUGAGUGUGGGAGUCAGUCCAUUGAGGAUUCACAAGCUGAUAUCGCCAUUCUUCUUAGAAAGUUAAUUCGUGACGAGAUUCAUGCUGGGAAGAGUGACAAGGAGAUCUACAAGAAGCUUGAGGAGGAUUUUGGGGAGACGGUACUUUAUGCCCCAAAAUUUGAUCUGCAGACUGCAGGCUUAUGGCUAUCACCGCUUGUGGUUGCCGGUGCUGCUGCAGGUAUUUGGGCUUAUAAGAAGCACAGACAAAGGACUAAUGUCCACGUCAUGGCUUUGAACCUUAUUAGAGGUGUUCCACUGACCCCAAAUGAGAAGCAAACCAUGUUAGACCUGCUCACACCACCACCUUCACGAGGAAAUAUACCUUUAUCUUGGUGGAGGAGGUGGAGAGAACAAUGAUGACCCGUCUUCCAUAGACUUUCUUUCUUGUUUGUCCUUUGAAUUAUGGGUGAGCAAUAGUCCACCAAAAUGUAAAUCAACUUCUGUUGUGGUUUAUAUUGGUUGAGUUAAUUGUCGCUCAAUUUUGUACUAUAGUGAGAUGGCUUGUUUAGGUGACUUCAUUAUAUAAAAGUCGUGUUCAUGUUUUGGUUGGAACUUGCUAAUUGCCAGCCUUAAAUUUUGUUGUCCAACUUGUCUGAAUUGAAUUUCCUCCCAAUAGAUGCCUUUUAUCAACUUGUCUCAGAAUUGUAAUCAACUAUAUACUGAUUGCACUAUAGAAGGACUCGAUUGUGAGGGUAGAU